AUGGCAAUUGAUGCUGGUGACCUAGGGAUCACUUCAUUCCUGUUGCAGGAUCAUGAGCAAAGAAUUGAGAAGCCAGUGGAGGAUCUCUCUGAGGAAAUGGGCCAGAGGAAGCGCACGACUCCACCUGCAGCAAAGGAACAGCUUGUGCGGCUGUGCAGAUGUGUCUGUGGUUAUAACAGUGUAUCUGGUUGCUUAUGUCCAUCGCAUUCGAUUGAGGUGACAAAUGUUCUAUGCAGUGUUGUCUGGUUCCUCUUUAAACAAGUUGCAGACAACUACCACCAGAAUGUCAUGAAUGAAUUUGCCCAGGUGUCCCACAACACCAAAGCAGUCAAACUAAUACAAAUACAAGCCGGCUGUGAUUGCAACUCCAACGAUGCUCCUGCUGCAGCCUCUCAGCUAGCCAGACCAGACUGUGUAGCCAAUGCUGAGGUGAUACAGUCUAAAAUCACAACCCAGAGGCCCAGAGCUGCUCAGAAAGAAGACGAAUCCAGUAAAAAGAUGUAUCUCAAAUCAAGUCCCUAUCACAGACUGAUGAACUAUCGAUGUCUUCUCUUUCAUUUCUUCAGCUUUCACAUUGGAAAAGCAAUAGUUGGUGCUGAAUUUACAUUUUUUGGAUGCGUGGAAGGUCACAUUACUGUAAUUCAUCACAACACUAGCAUAAGCCCGUGUCCAUUGAGAGCAGACGCUCCUCUCAUGGGGAAAGGUCCAUCUUCCUGCACACAAGAUACUGCAGCAACUACACCUGAAGCUUCAUCAGAAAUCUGCAUCACUUGGAACGGACACAUUGGCCAAAUCUAUUUCUCCAGAAUCAGCAAAUCACCAUUGAGAGGUCACAUAUUUCAAAUAUGCAAAUUGACUGAGUUCUUAAGGAUGGAGCUAGUGAAUCUAAAUGGUACGAUAAAUGCAAUGAUGUUUACCCAAAGAAACAUGGAGGAAUGCAAGAAGUGCAUUUCAAACUGCCUGGUGUCUGAUCUAUGCAAGAUCCUGAAGGAAAUUGAUUUUCCGAUGGGCAAUAAAACUUCUGUACUUCCAAAUGUCAAGGCUGCUGCAUUCAUAAUGAUUCAACAUGGUAUUCCCAUAUUUCAGGUUACUGCCAAUUUCAGUUGGCAAUCGAUAAUGCACAGCAACCCUGAGGAACAAGGGACAGGAUCAAAAUCCUCUAACACUACCUCUAGUUCUGGAGAGAGACACUCCAAAUCCAGCGAACUCUCAUCAUCAAAGACUUCGCCUGGCCUGUCUACCAGCUCAGACAUUUCUGCCUCGAAUGUUGUUAACUCUGACUCAAGCAGUGAUCUAACAGCAACUACAACACAGAAUACCCAUUCCACUCACAUCACUGUCACUAGACCAACGACAGGCAGACCUCAUGAAACAUCCUUGGAAUCAAGCACCAGCAUGCUCUCUUCAGCAGGUGUGAAUCAGAGUUGCGAUCAUUUGCAGCGACAGCUGAAUGAAAGUGAAUAUUGCACGAGUGAAGUUGAAAUACUGAACAAAUUCAUUCAGAGAUGUGUCAACCAAACUCAUGAGACAGCUUCAUUUACCUCAGUUUUGGAAAGUCAACUACAAUAUGUAGGUUGUAAAGAGGAAAGACAAGUUGUUGAAACAGAGAAUGUAAUAUUUUAUAUUCAAGAUAUAGAUGCUGAAAAUUUUACAGGUCUCCAGUUCCCUAAUUCAGAUACGGAGAAUAUCUCUGCCUUUGACAUAACAACUAGAAUCAGUCUGCCACCAACUCUCCUGGAUGGUGUCAACAUUGCAAUGAACAUGGUACAAAGUAGAAUAUUACUGUUUAAGGAUGCAAGACUGUUCCAGGCUAAAAAUCAAACUAUUUUAAGUAGAGUGGUUGGAAUUCAAGUGGGGAACAGUACGUUUGAUAAUCUGACAGACCCUGUGAUAAUUGUGUUUAACAAACCAUCACCGGUAAAUGACACUCCAAAAUGUGUCUUCUGGAAGUUAGAACAAAAUGGGAGCACCGUUGAGGGUCACUGGAGCCAUUCUGGCUGCACAACGACAAUCACAGUCAAUGAAGUCACGUGUCAAUGCAAUCACCUGACCUUCUUCGCUGUCUUGCUGCAAAUCGAUGGGAACCCACCAGUGGAUGAGAAGACUUUGAAAUUACUAACAUAUAUCACCUGGAUUGGUUGUGGUGUUUCUGUCAUUUUCACAGUAAUUACUCUAAUCAUCCACUUUAUUCUCAGAAAAAGACAAACGGACCCUUCCAUCCAGAUCCAUGUGAAUCUCUCUGCUGCCUUGUUUCUUCUCAAUGCAAACUUCUUAACCAGCACAGUGUUCAGUUUCAGUAGCUCUGAUGAGUUCUGUAAAGCCAUUGCUGCCCUGCUGCAUUACUCACUUCUUUGUAGCUUUACAUGGAUGGGAAUUGAAGCAUUUCACCUGUACCUUAUGGUGAUCAAGGUGUUCAACAUUUACAUUCGUUUUUACAUGCUGAAACUCUGCCUUCUCGGUUGGGGCUUCCCAGCUGCUGCAAUUUUAAUCAUCAUUGGAAUAAGCACAGACCAUUAUGGCCGAUAUUCAAUUCCCGUCGAUGGCAAUCACAACCCGACUGAGAUGGUUUUUCAUAUUCCUGUGGUACUGCAUGUUAAUACGAUUGCCCAGUAGCACGGUCAGCGAGACAAGUAAUAAUACAAUUCUUGAAUGAAGACAACUGAAACGUGCGCCCAUCUAUUUCUAAAUUGCUUACAUCUUGCUUUGAUUUAAUUUCUAACCA
This is a messenger RNA of Stegostoma tigrinum, 2722 nucleotides long. RefSeq names its product adhesion G-protein coupled receptor G2-like. Gene Ontology annotation, cellular component: membrane. The transcript is spliced from 21 exons. Gene Ontology annotation, biological process: adenylate cyclase-activating G protein-coupled receptor signaling pathway; cell surface receptor signaling pathway. Gene Ontology annotation, molecular function: G protein-coupled receptor activity. The record is from RefSeq and is a predicted model, not a curated record. Bases 1 to 2613 code for a protein of 870 amino acids. Lineage: Eukaryota; Metazoa; Chordata; Chondrichthyes; Orectolobiformes; Stegostomatidae.